UGUGUGGUCAUUCAAUUAUCUGUCUAGCAAUCUCAGUUCUGCCUUUGUUGGUAGCUUGAUAAACACCCAAAUUCAAAUGGGGAAUACUUUCCUCAACUUAGCUCUUCUUAUCAUCUUCCAUUUUUCUAUGCCUACUUUCUCUAUGAAAUUAACCACCAUACUUACAGAUCAAUCAGCUCUUUUAGCACUAAAAGAUCAUGUUAUUCAUGAUCCUGAAAAUGUCUUGACAACUAACUGGUCAGCCUCUGCCCCUGUUUGCAAUUGGUUUGGUGUAAGUUGUGGAUCCAAGCACCGUAGAGUCACAGCUCUAAACCUUACUGGGUUGGGACUCGUAGGCACCCUUCCACCUCACUUAGUAAAUUUAUCAUUCCUUUCUCUUCUUCGUAUCACAAACAAUAGUUUCUAUGGCAGAUUACCAGUCCAGUUAUCCAAUUUGCAUCGGCUGAAAUAUCUAAGCUUUGGUAGUAACUACUUCAGUGGAGAAAUCCCUUCAUGGUUGGGAUCAUUAACUGAACUUGGAGGGAUGUCUCUGUACCACAACAACUUCAAAGGUGUUAUUCCAUUCUCUUUAGGCUAUUUGUCAAAGCUACAGAUCUUGGUCUUGUCUGAAAACCGGAUUUCAGGUUCAAUACCCUCCUCCAUCUUUAAUAUAUCUUCGUUGCAAAUAAUUGAUCUAAGCGAUAAUAUGCUCUCUGGUUUCAUACCCUUUGUUCCACGAGAUUUGUUUUUGCUAGAAGUCAUCGAUUUCACCUCCAAUAAUCUCAGUGGUCAUAUCCCAAAAGAUAUGUUUGGUCAUCUUCCAAAUUUCAAAGAAUUGUACUUGAGUUUUAACCAGCUUUCUGGUAGAAUUCCUGCCAGCCUAUUCAAGUGCAAAGAGUUACAAAUGUUAUCUCUAUCGUAUAACCAAAUGGAGGGGAGCCUACCAAUAGAAAUUGGGAAUUUGAGUAUGCUUCAAUACAUCUAUAUUGGUCGGAAUCACUUUGAAGGUAUAAUACCACAUGAGAUUGGCAACCUAAAGAAUCUAAAAGUGUUGACUAUAACAUCUAACAAUAUUGCUGGUUCUAUUCCUCCACAAGUAUUUAAUAUUUCAACUCUAACGAUAAUUUCUUUGGAAACAAAUCAACUCUCUGGCCAUCUUCCAUCAAACAUGGGCCUUUUCCUUCCAAACAUGGAGAAAUUAUAUCUUGGUUUGAAUCACCUUGUCGGCUCGUUCCCAAUGUAUAUUUCCAAUGCCUCUCAGCUUACUCUUCUUGACAUGUCUAGUAAUUACUUUUUACGGUCCAUUCCUGAUAAUCUGGGAAAUCUAAGAAAUUUAAAGAUUCUCAACCUGGAGAAUAAUAAUUUAACUUCCUCAAGAAUGAGCUUUCUCUUUUCCUUGACAAACUGUAGAGUCUUGGAGAAGAUUCUUUUCGGUAUCAACCCACUUAUUAGUGGUGAACUUCCAAGACUGGUAGGAAAUCUCUCAAGUUCUCUUGAACGGUUCUCUGCUUAUUCAUGCAACAUCAGAGGUAGCAUCCCCAGUGAAAUUGGAAACUUAAGCCACUUGAUAAACAUUGAGCUCGGAGGCAAUAAAUUGAUAGGACAGAUUCCUACUACAAUUGGUGUAUUGGAAGACUUGCAAAGUCUUUCUCUUGAAAACAAUAAGUUGGAAGGAUCCAUCCCAUCUGAGUUAUGUCAUCUAAACAAAUUGGCUUUCUUGUUCUUGACCAAUAACAAAUUGUCUGGACCAAUACCUGCUUGCCUAGGUGAUCUUGCUUCAUUAAGGAAACUAUUUCUCGACUCCAAUAUGUUCUCCUCCUCAAUACCUUCCACGUUGACAAGGCUUAACUAUCUCCUCAUCCUAUACUUGUCUUCAAAUUCUCUAAGUGGUCCACUGCCAAUUGACACUGGAAAAUGGAAAGUUUUGACUAGUUUGGAUUUGUCGAACAAUCAGUUCUCAGGUGAUAUCCCAACUGGAGUUACAGAUCUCAAGGACCUCACUCAUUUUUCCUUAUCCAAUAAUAAAAUCAUGGGUUCUAUUCCUGAGUCUUUUGAUGAAUUAUUGAGUUUGGAAUUCUUGGACUUGUCAAGAAAUAAUCUAUCUGGAGAGAUUCCCAAAUCCUUAGAGAAACUCCGUUAUCUCAAAUAUUUCAAUGUCUCUUUUAAUAGACUUGAAGGAGAAAUUCCUGAAGGAGGAUCAUUUGGAAACUACACAAUCGAAUCAUUUAAGGGGAAUGAAGCCUUGUGUGGUGCAACUCGACUUCAUGUUCCAAACUGCAAAACUAGACCUCUUAGAAAUUCCAAGGCAAAAACUAAGCUGAACUCAUAA
Molecule: messenger RNA, 2308 nt
Organism: Gossypium arboreum
Lineage: Eukaryota; Viridiplantae; Streptophyta; Magnoliopsida; Malvales; Malvaceae
Product: LRR receptor-like serine/threonine-protein kinase GSO1
Exons: 2
Coding region: 77-2308 (743 amino acids)
Molecular function (GO): protein binding
Source: RefSeq, a predicted model, not a curated record